AUGCAGCACCCAAACUUCGAGACCCGCCACCCACUCCAGGCAGACGAGCAGCAAGAAACUGGAUUCGACCCGCUAAACAAUAUCAUCAAGAACCGAAGCAGAGGCUCUCUCGACAGCAGCACUCACUCACAGUCAACCUUCCUCUCUUACAGGAAAGAAUGGGACGACUUGUUCCUCAACAGUAAUUACCUGGCCAAGAUCCGGCAGGCGGGCAUCAGCGGUCGACUGAGGAGCAGCCGCUUUCGGAGUGUGUGUUGGAAGUUGUAUCUAGAGGCUCUCCCAGAAGACAAAAGUCAGUGGAUCAACAAAACUAAGGAGCUUCGGGGCCAGUAUGAGAAGAUUAAAGAAACGCAUAUUACUAACCCUCGCAAGGCUGCAGGCCAACAGGACUUGGUGGUCAACAAUCCGCUGUCCCAGGACGAGGGGAGCUUAUGGAACAAGUUCUUCCAGGAUAAAGAAUUGAAGGGGAUGAUCAAACAAGACGUACUGAGAACGUUUCCUGAGAUCCGUUACUUCCAGGACGACGAUGUGCGGACCAAACUGACGGACAUUCUUUUUUGCUACGCUCGAGAAAACGAACAGUUGCUUUAUAAACAGGGGAUGCACGAAUUGCUGGCGCCCAUAGUCUUCGUGCUUCACUGCGACCAUCAAGCCUUCCAACAUGCCAGCGAGACGGCGAAUCCGAGUGAGGAGAUGAAAUGCCUGUUGAAUCCGCUGUACCUUGAACAUGAUGCCUAUGCACUCUUCUCUCUGCUGAUGGAAACAGCAGAACCGUGGUUCUCCUGCUACGAGAGGGAAGUCAGGCGGGGUAAAGAAGAAAUGCUCACCAGCAUCCCCUUUGCUCGGCCUCAGGACGCGGGGCCGUCUGUUGCCAUAGUUACCAAAGUCAACCGCAUUCAAGAUCAGCUAGUUAAGAAGCAUGACGUGGAGCUUCACAUGCAUCUCAACCGUCUGGAAAUCGCUCCUCAAAUCUACGGAAUCCGCUGGGUGCGUUUGCUAUUUGGUCGUGAAUUCCCACUUCAGGACCUUCUAGUGGUUUGGGACGCCCUCUUUGCUGACAGCAUCACACUGGACCUGGUGGAUUACGUCUUUGUGGCCAUGUUGCUUUAUAUUCGAGACGCUUUGAUCGCCAGCAACUUCCAAACAUGCCUCGGCCUCCUAAUGCACUACCCCCCACUCGGAGACAUCAACUCUCUCCUACAGAAAGCUCUAUUUCUCCGAGAUCCCAGAAACCAUCCUCGACCUGUUAACUACCAGUUUCAGCAGAAUUUGGAUUACUACAAAACCAGAGGAGCAGACCUGAUGAAUAAAACACGCUCCAACACAAAAGCCGCCCCCCUCAACAUCAACAAAGUGUCUACCAGCUUGCUAAACUUUGGGAGGAAGCUCAUCUCUCCGGCCAUGUCGUCAGGCACUACCACAGUAUCGCCCAUCAACAGCGAGGUGCACUCCACCUCCUCCUCUUCGUCACCUACUUCCACCUCAGCGCCCCCUUUACCACAUCCCCUCGCCGAACCUCCGACUGUCCCGGGACCACCGCAGACCCACUCGCAUUACCGUCUUUUGAAAUCCGAGAGCAUGCCUGUCCAUCUCAGUAAAGAUGUGAUUUCAGGUGGAGCAUCUCAUCUGCCAACACAGAGUGACACGCAAGGCCAAAUCACCAGGAGGCUAAGUUCCUCUCCCAGCAUUGAGAACUUCUCCGCUGGUCAUUCCUCCGCCUCGCCGCCUCUGCCGCUCUCCAGGGGAGGCAGCGAUUUGAGCGCCUCGCCGCCUCCCUUCUCCUCUGCCAAGAAAGAGUCGUUUUUCCACAUCACCCGCUCGCGUUCUCACAGCAAAACCAUGUCCAGGAAGGAAACGGAAGAAGAUUUGGAGGCCCAAGUGUCAUUCUUGCAGGGACAGAUCAACGACCUGGAGGCUAUGAGCAAAUAUUGUGCUAAGAUGAUGAACAGCCACAUUUGUAAAAUUCAGGAAGUGAUUUUACAGGAACACUUAGAGAAAGAAGAUGAAGUGCUUGUUUCAUUAGCGGGGCUCAAACAGAUUAAAGAUAUCCUCAAGGGGGCGCUGCGCUUCAACCAGAGCCAGUUGGAGGCCGGAGAAAACGAGGAGAUCAACAUUGCCGACAACCAUUACACCUCAGCGGUCGAACCCGCUUCCAGCGGGCGCCGUGACAACGGCCAGGCGCGAGACGGCAGAAGAAGGCGAGGCCCCGACGGAGACGGAAGCAAUAUGGCGGACGAGGAGGAGGAGGAGGAGCCAACGAUGACACCGCAAGAGGUACUGUUUUCUGCCCUACAGGUGCAGCCCGAACCUAAGAACUGGGAGGACUACAUCCUGGUGACCCAGGACUGCGACCUGCAGGGAUCAAGCGCAGGAAGGCGAGGCCGCGGUCCGGUGCGCAUGGAGCCCGAGGGAGCGGCGGGGACCUUCGCCGACCCCCUGAUGACGGCCGUUGCGUCAGGUUCGUCCAGCCCAGACGAAGGCUCCACCAACAGCAAGGACUCUGACUUCACCAUUGUCAACCCCAGUGAUUUUUGA
This is a messenger RNA of Nerophis lumbriciformis (worm pipefish), 2535 nucleotides long. Lineage: Eukaryota; Metazoa; Chordata; Actinopteri; Syngnathiformes; Syngnathidae. The record is from RefSeq and is a predicted model, not a curated record.